CAGCCGAUCCAAUCGUCACACCAGCUCCAGCUUCGGAGCCGGCCGUGGCGCCUGCGAUGGGUAAACCGGCUGCGCCUAUUGGUGCGCCCUCGACUCCCACGGUCAUUCUGGAGGAUAUCGGGAGCGAAAGUGACGAAGUCCCGCUGGAACGCCGUCGCGGACGAGUUAAUUCUUCUCUCGUUCAUCCUCCUCCGAUUGUUGAUGCGACCGAUCGACCGACUCCUCCUGCGGCGGAUCGCGGCAAGAGGCCCAUGGCCGACCCUGAGGCCACGGCCGAGUCGCCGAUCCAUCCGCAGGAUGCAGAUCUCCCCAUUCCUCCGCAGGAAGUCUCCUCGGCCUAUGUAAGUCUUCUAUUUUUUGUAUUAAUUUUCCAAUGACACGUUCUUAAAAGAUUAUUAAAAUGUCAGGUGCCCGAUCAUUCAUUUCACCGGCAAUUUUAUGCGCCGAGGGGUGUUAUUUAUAUUUCCUGGCCGCCGUCGUGGCCAUCAAAUAUAGAUAACCUCCAUCGGCCGCGUGAAUUGCG
Pyrus x bretschneideri (Chinese white pear) is the source of this 523-nucleotide messenger RNA. RefSeq lists its product as uncharacterized. Lineage: Eukaryota; Viridiplantae; Streptophyta; Magnoliopsida; Rosales; Rosaceae. The transcript is spliced from 2 exons. Bases 57 to 377 code for a protein of 106 amino acids. The record is from RefSeq and is a predicted model, not a curated record.